AUGACUGUUGUUCCGUUUCAUGUUUCUUGGUUAUCAAAACCUCAAGAUGAAUUCGAUAUCGAAAUUGAUAAUUCUAACACUCCUUUCACUCAUCCAUGGCUGCCUAAAUGUGGAUCACAACCCGUACACCCGGCUACGCGUUACAAUCCCUUAGACUUCGCUUUCCUCCCUCCCUUACCGUCACACCUUACUAAGCCUAAGUCGAUCGAAUCAACCCUUUUUAAACUAGUCGAGAAUGUAGCCGAUUUAGAUUACUUGGCUACCAAGUUAUCCGAAGUGGAAGAGUUUGCGGUGGAUUUAGAUCACAAUUCGUACCAUUCGUUCCAAGGUAUUACUUGUCUUAUGCAAAUUUCAACUCGUUACGAGGAUUUUGUGGUUGAUACUCUUAAGUUAUGGGAUAGUAUUGGAGAUUACCUAAGAGAUGUUUUUCAAGAUCCGUCUAAGAGAAAAAUAAUGCACGGUGCAAGUAACGUCAUUAAGUGGCUUCAAAGGGAUUUUGAUAUUUAUGUGUGCAAUUUAUUUGAUACGAUGCAAGCAUGUAGGGUAAUGGGGUUAAAAAGAAACUCUCUUGAAUUUCUUCUAAAGCAUUAUUGUGGUGUUACGGCUAACAAGGAAUAUCAAACAUCGGAUUGGAGAAUUCGGCCUCUUCCUCGUGACAUGAUCAAGUACGCAAGAGAAGACACACAUUAUUUACUUUACAUUCAUAAUGUUAUGAAAUCUACCAUCUUGUCUAAUUACGGUCAAGAUUCAUUGGCCAAAGUUUGUAAGUUAAGCCAUGAGGUUAGUUCUCGAUUGUACGAGAAAGAAGGGUUCGAUAAGGACGUGUCGUACUUGUAUUUGUAUGGACUAAUGGAAGCUAAUUUGGAUGGUAAACAACUUGCGGUCGUAUGUGCUUUGGUUGAAGGGCGUGAUGAUGUUGCAAGAGAAGAAGAUGAGAGUACUGGCUAUGUUUUGCCUAAUAAAGUAAUUUUAGAAAUUGCUAAGAAAUUGCCUAAAAAUAAAGAAGAUUUGAUGUGGAUUGUGAAAUACAAGCAUGAUUUCAUGGAUUUAGAUUAUAUUGUCAAGCUGAUUAAAGUUGCCGUUGAUAUUGAAGCUCGCACGACUAAGUUCGAGGAUUUGUCUCUACAAUUAAAACAUAAAAUACCCGUCAGAGAUAUUGCAAGAAUAGUUCAAUUACCGGGAAGAUAUGAGAGCCCGGAAAGAUUUGUUAUGUAUUCCAUUCCUAGGUGUUUGCCGAUUGUUGUUAACCCGAUUUAUGAUUGUGUUACUAGCCUUGUUCCAAUUUAUAUGUAA
This is a messenger RNA of Chenopodium quinoa (quinoa), 1293 nucleotides long. Its product is annotated as protein RRP6-like 1. NCBI's taxonomy places the organism in Eukaryota, Viridiplantae, Streptophyta, Magnoliopsida, Caryophyllales, Amaranthaceae. Gene Ontology annotation, biological process: nuclear polyadenylation-dependent antisense transcript catabolic process; nuclear polyadenylation-dependent snRNA catabolic process; nuclear polyadenylation-dependent rRNA catabolic process. Gene Ontology annotation, molecular function: nucleic acid binding; 3'-5'-RNA exonuclease activity; nucleotide binding. The transcript has a single exon. Gene Ontology annotation, cellular component: nucleolus; nuclear exosome (RNase complex). The record is from RefSeq and is a predicted model, not a curated record. Bases 1 to 1293 code for a protein of 430 amino acids.